This is a messenger RNA of Quercus lobata, 1358 nucleotides long. Its product is annotated as class V chitinase-like. Gene Ontology annotation, biological process: chitin catabolic process; carbohydrate metabolic process. Gene Ontology annotation, cellular component: extracellular region. The transcript is spliced from 2 exons. Lineage: Eukaryota; Viridiplantae; Streptophyta; Magnoliopsida; Fagales; Fagaceae. The record is from RefSeq and is a predicted model, not a curated record. The coding region runs from base 55 to 1167 and encodes 370 amino acids. Gene Ontology annotation, molecular function: chitin binding; chitinase activity.
CAAUAUCUCCUAGCUAGCUUGCAAGCAAUCUAACACUACCUAUACUUUCCUUCAAUGGCUUCCAAAACCCUUCCAUAUGCAUUUUUCACUCUCCUUUUCUUUCACCAAUUCCACUUCUCUUCAGCACAAACGACAACUGUGGUGAAAGCCACAUACUGGUUUCCCGAGAGUGGAUACCUGGCUUCCAGCAUUAAUUCCACACUCUUCACCCAUCUAUUUUGUGCCUUUGCCGAUCUCAACCCAACCACAUACCAAGUCACAGUUUCUUCCUCACACUCAGCUCCUUUCGCAAACUUCACCGCCACUGUGCAACAGAAAAACCCUUCAGUUAAAACCCUCUUAUCCAUCGGUGGAGGAAAUGCUAAUGCCUCAACUUUUGCAUCAAUGGCUAGCCGAAACAGUACCCGUAAAUCAUUCAUAGAUUCCUCUAUAAAGCUAGCCAGGUCUUACAACUUUUAUGGCCUUGACCUUGACUGGGAGUACCCAUCUUCAGCCACUGAAAUGAGCAACUUUGGCUAUCUCCUCAACGAGUGGAGAGCUGCAGUGGCCAACGAGUCUAAGACCUCUAACAAGACAGCGUUGCUUUUAUCUGCAGCUGUGUUUUACACUUCAAGCUACUAUGGAGGCUUGAAUUAUCCUUUUCAAGCUAUUUCAAACAGCUUGGAUUGGAUCAACAUCAUGGCCUAUGAUUUUUAUGGACCCAGUUGGGCACCAAGUAUGACUGGACCUCCUGCUGGGUUGUACAAUAUUACAAGAAGCCAAAUUAGUGGAGAUAAUGGGAUCAAGGCUUGGAUUCAGGCUGUGCCAGCCAAAAAAGUGGUAUAUGGAAUUCCAUUUUAUGGAUACGCAUGGAGUUUAGUAAAUGCUAAUGACCAUGGAAUAUUUGCACCUGCUAAUGGGACAGCUACCGCUAUAUCCUCUGACGGGUCCAUAACAUAUAGCCAAAUCAAGGGUCUCAAAAAUUUCACAGCAGUGUACAAUUCCUCCAUUGUUACAAACUAUUGUUAUUCUGGGACGACAUGGAUUGGUUAUGAUGAUACGAAUAGUACGUCUACCAAGGUUACAUAUGCUAAGGGAAAGGGAUUGCUUGGUUACUUUGCAUGGCACGUUGGUGCGGACCUAAAUUCGAUCCUUGCUCAAACAGCUUCAAGUGCAUGGGGAGCAUAGAAUAUAGAAGAUUCGAUGUAAAAGGCCAUGAUAUGAUAGCAUGUUUUGUAUAACAAUAAAUUUGUAACAAUAAUAAGUUGAGCCCUUGUAGUUCAACUCGUUGGUAUACUAUGAUGUUUUUAAGAAAUUUAAAGUUCAAAUUAUCCUCCUCCAUUGUAAUCUUGAAUUAUCAAAAAAUAAGAGAAAAACAG